Porites evermanni is the source of this 4928-nucleotide messenger RNA. The record is from the annotation of a GenBank genome assembly. Lineage: Eukaryota; Metazoa; Cnidaria; Anthozoa; Scleractinia; Poritidae.
AUGGAUUUUGACCGGGUCCUUUCAAAUGACAUUUGUUCGCCGCAACUUGACGAUGACACGGUCAAAUAUGAUGCUGGAAGCAAGCAUGGCAUAAAGGCAUUGAUGGUGAUGGACGACUUGAGAAAACGCCAACAGCUCUGUGACGUGACAAUCUGUGUUGGAAGCAAAAAGAUCCACGCACAUCGUUUAGUUCUAGCGUCGUUUAGCUCAUAUUUUCAAGCUAUGUUUACUGGGGGAAUGAUGGAAAGUCGGGAAGAAAUGGUAACCUUGAAAGAUGUCGACUGCAAGACCGUUGAACUGCUUAUAGAUUUUGCUUACACUGGGAAACUGGAUAUAUCGAUCGAUACAGUUCAGUCCCUCCUUUAUACUUCUUCUUUGUUACAACUCACCGCAAUUCAGAAGGCUUGUUCUGACUUUCUAGAACAUCAACUACAUCCAUCCAAUUGUCUGGGAAUUCGUUCUUUCGCAGAUGCGCACUCUUGUACUGGUUUGCUUCAAGCUUCGGAGAAAUACAUUUACGAACAUUUCAAUGAUGUUGUAAAGAAUGAAGAAUUUUUACUUCUUCCCCGCGAUGAACUAGCGGCGUUGUUGACUUGCGAAGAACUAAAUGUUGAUUCUGAAGAGGAUGUUUAUAAUGCUCUUAUUUCCUGGGCUAGACAGGAUGUAGACGAGAGACAAUCCUUCCUAGCUGAGCUUCUUGGCAUAAUUCGCCUGCCGUCAUUAUCUCCUCAUUUCCUAGUUGACCGGGUAGAAAAAGAAGAACUUAUCCGCCAAGACAUUGCAUGUAGAAAUCUCUUGGAUGAAGCCAAGAACUUUCAUAUGUUACCAGAUAGGCGGCGUAAGCUUGGAGGUCAAAAAUCUCGACCUAGGCGUUCCACCUUUGGCAAACUGUUUAGUGUUUGUGGAAUGGAUUCAACAGGACACCCAGUGAGGACUGUAGAACAGUACGACUUUCACAGCCGUAAAGUAAAGAACCUCUGUCCACUCAACACUCCACGAAGUGGGGUGGGUGUUGCAGUACUUAAUGGAAAGCUUUAUGCAGUUGGAGGACAUGAUGGGACUAGAUACCUCAGCAGGUGUGAAGGCCCUUAAAUUAUGAAAUGCAGCUGUGAAUGUUAAGCCUGAGGGUGGUUGAAGGGUUAUUUUCUUGAAUGUUAUUGGGGUAUCAUAUAUAACACUCAUGCAAGCUGCGUUAACCUUUCCAGCUUUUGUUAUUGGCCAGUUAAGAUGCACCCCAAGAAAGAGAACCUUAAAAAGUCAGUUAAGUUUCCAAGUUUGGGAUUUGUGGGUUCGAAAGUAAUGAAGAUAAUAAUUUUUCUCCAAUGUUCAUCACCCAAAUUGAUUAUAUAAUUUAUAGGCUUUUGUACAGUGUGCCCCCCACCACACCAUCUACAUGUGCUAUUUGCAUCUGUUCCCACCCAUGUUACAGUAGAACCCCAGUAACUCAAACUCUGAAGGGAAACGAAAAACAGUUUGAGUUAGCAAGGGUUUGAGUUAACAGGAUCAAUAAUUGCAGAAUUCAAUUUGCCACAUUGAUAGUUACUGAUUUUUCAGCACUCAGUGUAUAGUGCAGUGCAAAUGUAACUUAUUUUAUUAGAAAUGGUAACAUGAUUAGGCAUUUUUUAUAGUGAUCUGUUUGUUGCCCCAAUUAAAAUCAAAUUGAUGUAGUGUUGGCCAGUGUUAGUUUUAGUGUUUUUACUGAUUAUACAAAAAACGAGCUAAUGGGAUGGCAAUCAAGUGGAGUUACAUGUACUAGAACCAGAAUUCGAGUUAUCGGGGUAAAUUUCAGUGAAUUUUUAAUCAAGGGAAAUGGAAUUUCAUUUAAGCUAGCAGGGAAUUUGAGUUAACCGGGUUCCCAUUAACCUAAUAAAAAUGACUGAAAUUUGACGUAAAAUCCAAGAAAAACUGGACUUAGUUCAAGUUAGCGGGGAGUUUGAGUUAUCUGAGUUUGAGUUAUGAGGGCUCUACUGUAUAUCUUCCCUUAUUUUACAUCUAUAUGAUACAAAUAUCAUUCCAAAACUUGGCAACAUUACUCAUUUUAAGGUGCUCCGUCCAGCAGUGUCGGUGGAUAUGUGCCACAAACUGAUCCAUAUUAAAAUUUGAAAAAGAUGAUGUACACUGUAAGGGUCUGAUGGCACCAACUUUAGUUUUUUUUUAAAUUUAGAUAUUAUUAAUGUUUGAAAGGAAUCAUCUUUUUUUUCACUAAACCCAGUGUUGAAUGCUAUGAUGUCACCACAAAAGAAUGGAAGUUUGUUGCUUCCAUGAAUCAUCCACGUCGAUAUGUUGCUGCUGCAGCUUUAGGAGGCUUACUGUAUGCUGUUGGAGGCUAUGAUGGCAUUUCAGUACUUGAUUCUGUGGAAGCAUAUGAUCCAAAACUUGAUCAGUGGAAGCGAGUGGAAAGCAUGUCAAAUGCUCGCAGGCAUGUGGCUGUUGGUGUCUUAGAAAAUGAUGAGAAUGAUGGUUCUGGGCCAGGUAAUUAAAAAAUACCAUAUUUCCUCAAAUAAGUGCCCACGCACUAAUCGGGCCCUGCCCCGAUCAAGCACCUACACUCCAGGCCUAAGUAUCAAACAAGUGCACCCCCCUCAAAUAACUGUCCCCCUCCCCUCCCCAUCACUUUUUUUAACAGUGCAGAUACAAGGAAAACCUGUUUCUAUUGCCACUUUAUUGAUAACUCUGUCUGUAAACAAUACAAUGGAACUAAUAGGUGCGCUUGAUCACCAACAGUCUGAGAACUUGAUAAGUGCCCCCCUCGAUUAAGGUCCCUCCUUCCAAUAAGCACUCAUCCUUUUAGCUGAAAUUUUAAAUAAGUGCGUGGGCUUAUUCAAGGAAAUCUGGUAAUCAUUGUUAAAAUGCAUUAAUAUAUUUUGUAUUCCCACCUUAUAGUGUUGACGGAGCUAGGUGUUUUCUUAGGGAAGUACACAAUGUAUUAAAGCAGUUAACCUCCACCAUUUUUUUAGCCCUCAACUUUGACUAUGGAAGUGGUCUGAAGAGCUAAUCUUGAGCUUGGCUUUAUGUGUUAAUUUUCUUUUGGCAAUCUUGCCAAAGACACUUUAACUAUUAAACCUUCCCACACAACCUUCUUUGGAUUUGAUAAAUGUUAUUUUACUUUGGACAUUUUCCAUCAUCCCCAGUUACUUAUUCAUGUAUUCUGUGCUUGAGUGGAAACAUUUAUUUCAGCCAUCUGAAAUGUGUCUCUUUCUCCGCAAUUCUUUUGAACAAGCAAAAAGUUGUAUCUUAACCUAGUGAAUUCAAAAUAGUUCAGACAAGAGAGCAACUUAAGUUACAGUAACUGAUGCGAUAAAUUUUUAGAAACUUUUACAUGUAAUGGUGUCAUUACUGAUUUCAGUUUAUUCAAAUCUGUCACAAUCAUUGUGGUAACUUUUUAUUCUAUGAAACUGGCCUUUUUUUUUUUAAUUCCAUGAUUAUAGGUUUUUUUUUUAUAUCAUACCACACUGAAGCUGUGCUGUAACUGACUAACAUACAGUGUACAUGCUAGAAAUAGUGAAAACUGAGAGAACAACUCUUGAAAGUGUCGAGUAUUAAAAAUGCGUUUUUCUUUUAAUAAUGCAAAUGGUACAUGUACUUCAGCUACCUAAUAAUAAGAUUUCUUUUUCUCCCUCUUUUUUCAUUGUAUGUAAUGUAUGCCAUCCAGCUUCAACCCAGGUCUCUUUUUUUUACUUUUUUGAGCAUAAUAAUUUUACCUUCAGUAUUAAAAGUGUUCUGACAUUUAUAUUCUCAGGAUAUCUGUUUGCCGUUGGUGGCCAUGAUGGGAUCAUCUAUUUAAAGACAGUUGAAAGGUACAACCCCGUCAUUAAUGAGUGGACUUAUGUUGCAUCCAUGGGAGCACGGAGAGGUGGAGUGGGUGUGGCCACCCUUGGGGGUUGUUUAUAUGCUACAGGUGGAUACGAUGGCACUUCCAACCUCAGUACUUCAGGUAUGUCAUGACUCCUCAGCCAUGCUAUGGUCAAACCUGUAUAUUAUAUAGCGGUCACCCUGUAUAUUAUGGUCACCAGACAACUUCCCAAACUGUUCAUUGCCCUAUAUUUUCUGCAAAGUUGACCUGUAUACAUGUUUAGCAGUCACCCUCUAUAUAACAGUCAUCUUUCCAUUUCCCAAGGUUCACCUUGACUGUAUGACCUGUAUUCUAGUUUAAACCUGGGCUGGGUUGUUCAAAGCUGGGAUACAAUAAUCCAGGUUACUGCGAAAUUUGAAUUCAGAUAUGAAAGCAAGAAAACGCUUUUGAUAAAGAGAAAAAAACCCGGGUUAACGCAAAUUGCCUGUCAAACAGAUGGGCCCUGGAGAAUAAGAUAAAGUCAUUCAAAGUCAAGUGUCAUUUGUAUCCGUCACUGGCCCUUUAUUUGUGAGUCAUGGAUACUUAACCUUAGGGUAGGACCAGCAAUCCAAAGAUGAUGCCAAGGAUGGCCCCUGUAUACCUUCCUUUAAAGAUGUUUUGAGUUGUUAUUACGUCCCACCCAAUAUUUGGCUGCAGUUCCAACUGUUUGAAUUUUGAUAAAAUUUAUUUUGUUACACAGCUCCUUUAAGACAGUAUACUGUUGACUUAUAAUAGAUGAGUUUCAAAGAUAAGUGUUAAAAAAUCUGGGAAAUAAGAUGAUGAUGACUAUAAAAGAAAGUCCCACAGCCAUCUGAUAUAAUCCUUGGGUAUUUUUCUCUCAAGUUAUUAUAAUUCAACACCCCUAGAGUAGGAAUUACAGCUGUACUAAUGAAUUAAAAUCUGUUUUGUCUUCAUUACAUAAGAGCGCUACUACCCUGAAGAAGACAGAUGGGCUUUUGUGGCACCAAUGAGUGUAUGCCGUAGUGGACACGGCGUAGGAGUUGUUAAUGGGUGUCUGUAUGCCCUAGGAGGUGUACUACCCCACAGUAUGGCGUUGUUUCAUCUUAAGAAACUGGGAGUUCAACCACUUACCUGA